AUGGCAAGGCACAGACAUGAGGCACCGUCCAGACCUGCGGCCCGAGAUGAUCCUGAACGAGAUUCAUGGCGACCAGAACGUGGCCGAUAUCGCAGCCGAGAUCCUCGUCCCCUUCACCAUCGAAAUGCCAGAGGCCCAUCUUCCGUCCGAUCAGUGGUAACCAAAACUAAACAUGAACGCGAAACGAACCCAUCGACACGCAUCCAUUCUCUACGUAACCUACUUUCGCGAGACGUCUUGCCCAUGACUGUCCGACAGGAGAAAGAACGCGAACUCGCAGCACUGCUCCUGGACCAACAGAAAUAUCUUGUAAAACAAAACGAGAAGAGGAAUUUGGAACGAUAUCAUUUUGUGCGAUUCGUCGAGCGCAAGAAGGCCGAGAGAAAACUGAAGAUGCUGAUCAAAGAGCGCGAUUCAAGCCCAAAAUCCGAUGAAGCUUCCCAGAAAAAGCUAGAUCGUUUGAUCCACGAGACCGAGGUGGAUUUGAAUUACACGCUCUACGCACCGUUGGGCCAGAAAUACAUCAGCUUGUUCGUCCAGGAUGAGCGAGGAAAGGAGAGGAGCAAGAUGCAGAUGAACGAGAGGUCAUAUGCCAUCCCGAACGAGGAGCUGAAAGAAGAGCCGGACAAUCUUCGAGACGAGCAGAGCCCUGUCGCUCGGUCUGCCACGGGAUCAAAACCGCCCAUGUGGUAUGAAGUCGAAAAAUACAUGGCGGAGGGACAGGCUAAACUAGAGGCCCUGCGCGAAGGAAGAUUGACGUCGGGGAACAAGCCGAGCAAAGCGUUCACGGCUUUAGGGGGCAGAGAUGAUGCAGCUUUACAGAACACAAACGGACAAACCAUCGAGGCCAGAUCACCCUGGCUUGGUGGCGACGGUUUCAUAGAUCCCGCUGAUUUGAACAGCGGUGGUGACGAGGAAAUGAGCGACGGCGGAUUCUUUGAGCGAUGA
Messenger RNA from Rhinocladiella mackenziei CBS 650.93, 948 nucleotides. RefSeq lists its product as uncharacterized. The coding region runs from base 1 to 948 and encodes 315 amino acids. NCBI's taxonomy places the organism in Eukaryota, Fungi, Ascomycota, Eurotiomycetes, Chaetothyriales, Herpotrichiellaceae. Gene Ontology annotation, biological process: maturation of SSU-rRNA from tricistronic rRNA transcript (SSU-rRNA, 5.8S rRNA, LSU-rRNA). The record is from RefSeq and is a predicted model, not a curated record. Gene Ontology annotation, cellular component: preribosome, small subunit precursor; nucleolus. The transcript has a single exon.